Molecule: messenger RNA, 784 nt
Organism: Aplysia californica (California sea hare)
Lineage: Eukaryota; Metazoa; Mollusca; Gastropoda; Aplysiida; Aplysiidae
Product: collagen alpha-1(II) chain
Source: RefSeq, a predicted model, not a curated record
ACUCUUGCUGAUCACAGCCAGAAUGGCCCAGCCGGCCCACAGACAGAGGGCCGCGACCUGCUGGAUUCGAAUCCGGUGCCCAGUAGUGGGGAGUCCGAGAUGUGCAGUGUCGGCGACACCGGUGGGGAGGAGGGAGAGGUCGGAGGUCGCGAGGCCCCUGCGGAGCCCGUGCCCAUAGCCGUGGUGCGGGUGAGCGGGGUGGCGGCCAUGUCGUGUUCCCCCGACUGUCGCAGUCUGACGGAGAGUGACGGGCCAGAUCAGCGCAGCUCACAGGACGACUACUUCUUUGACGAGGACUUCAGUGUACAGUUUGGUGGGGGCGGCCUGCACGGCUCUGUGGGGCUCACGCUGCAGGGCUCUUGUGCUUUUAGCCUGACUGACUCGCUGGCUGCAGGAGGGCCACGUGUCCACGGACAGCCUAUCGCGACAACUGGAGGGAGAAGUGACCGCCAGCACCAGUCUGAGCCGCUCCUCCUCCAGCACCGCGGAGAUAACGCUGCGAUGUGGACGACCGCACAAGGACGCCUACUUCCUGUCUUUUGACGGGGGAUCGCAGGGCAAACUGUCUAGCACAGAGAGUGACUCGUCCUACGUGUCCCAGAGUUCCUCACAGGACGACAAACCUCGCACAGGGAGCCGCUCCAUGAGCUCGGGCGGCGACGACGCGGAAGAUGAACAGUCCAGCAGCUUCCAGUUUGCCAACGCGCGGCCAGCCUCCGGGGACUCUGGCGGGGAAUCCUGCUAUAAUGGAUAUAUUGCACUUGUACCCUCCCUCUUGUUAUAG